GAUGUACAAACUUGCGCUCACACUGAUGCUGACGUAUUAUUUGGCACGACGGCGACGCGUCAAGUCAGCGAUAACCUCGCGGGGGGCCCGACGUAAGGCAAGAAGAGUAGAAGAAGAAGAAGAGGAGAUCCUUGUCCCUCCAACGUGGCGCUGUAGGGAGGACAAGGAGUUCAAAUUGAUGUAGAACGGAAUCGUGAGAUGGCAUAGGUGCAGGCUGUAAGAUUCCGAUCACACUGUGCUGUCCGUCUAAUAAUAGAUGAAUUACAGUGGAAAACAUUAUCUCGGAUUACAGAAGCAAGUUCAAAGGAGCAUCUGAUACAAGACUUAUUUUGUGUUUAUUACAGAUCUGUGUUAUGCUUAUGUGGUAUAUAAUACGUAUAUGUAUAGAACGCAUGCAGGGACCAGAAAUGUUUAUCAAUUUCCUCGUAGUUGUUAAAGUUCAUUGCAUUGUUAUUUAAAACUUUCAACAAAGUGACAUUGAUCAUUGACAAUAUUGCUCGUGGAAAAUGACAGAAACAAUUGUUCAGACCCCCAGGGUUCAGAGAACUUGCUUGAAUCACGAGAGACGAGAAUAAAUCUCGAUUGGUCGGUUGGUUUAAACUCCUUAUCGUGUAUUCUUGCUCUAAACUUGAUUUUUUAUCCCUACCACAGAGUGCAAACACACUACCAGCUAUCGAGGAAAAUCACGGACGAAUUCUCUCAAGUCAGAUUCUUCAUUCGCACGAACGGGUGUAAGGAGAUCGUAAAUGAUGCGUCGCGAAAAAGUCGGGCGUUUAUAUCGAAGAGAAUAAUAUGCGUAAACACAUUAAAAGAUUCUGUCUUUGAAAUAAGCCGUGAAAAGGUUGUGUGCACUCGGUAUUACGACGACUCUAGAAAUCAGUUAAUUGCCAAACUCCAGGUAGGAUUUGCGGCAACGAUUUGACUGGGUGUACUACAAUGUGUAACGGAGCAUGCUCACGUAUAUGUUUACCUCUUGCUUGACCGUCCCCGAACUUACAGUAAUAAUUAAUAACAGCGUCGUUGCAGAUUAUAUACCAAGGCGGGGAGAGGAGGUUUCGCUUUAGCGAACCUAUUUAUAUCUACCUGACAGUAGGUAUACGGUGCGUCGUAAGCACCGGGGCUGUUCAGCGUUAUCUCGGUCAAUAGCUCCGAUCGUGAGGAAUAAUAAAACGCCCUGCCGGCUUCGUUGUACGCCGGAACAAUAUACUACCGGAGAGAGGCCUUGUCGUCGAGCAGUUUCACCCGAAUAGUCCAACUCCUCGGACCGUCUCUCGCACCUCCGGAGAUGACGCCCCCGAUCACCUGGAGCCUUGGACUGUCCGGGAUACGCGACGUAGCCAGCAAAGCCAUCCGCGUCGUCCUCCUCGGGCAGCCCGGCGUCGGAAAGACGGCGCUGGCGGUAAGAUUCGCAACGCGCCGAUUCAUCGGAGAGUACGACUGCACUACGGAGAGGAUCUACAAGUUUACAGACGCGGCAACUGGCUCGUGGGAAAUUGCCGAUCCCUCGGGAUAUCCGCCAGCACCUACAGAGCCAAAACUGCGAUGGGCAGACGCGAUACUAAUCGUCUACUCCAUCAGCGACCGCGUCAGUUUCGACGAGACCUCGCGGCUGAGAUUUUUGGUGACCCAUGCGAGACGGGGACGGAAGGUGCCACCGGUGGUCUUGCUGAUCGGGAACAAGUCGGACCUGGCCGCUUCUCCGGGUGAGAGGAUGGUGUCCGCCUGGGAGGGUCGUCGUCGUGCCGACGACAUCGAGGCCCAUGGUUUUUACGAGAUAUCGACGAGAGAGUCCGUCGACCAGGUCACUGUCAUGUUCUCCGACGUCUCGAGGCUCGUCGCGGAGGCUGCAGCCGGCGGUUCUGUCCAGGGAAAUCCUUUCCGGGUAAGAGCUUCCACCGACGGGUCCAUCAACGCCCUAAGAAGACCUCCGGUACCGCCGCCAGGGCGAAGGCUUAGCAUCUCUGCACGCGGUGCACCCCCUUAGCAUCUUUCACAGAUACUCCAGAAUCGCGAAUUUUUAUCUAUUUUUUUCUUUAAUGUAUACGAUGUAUUAUUGUUUUGCAACACAUGUUACACGUGAGAGAUGCACACUCUGAUAUACGUCUGCGAUGUGUACGCAAAGUUGUGAGUAUGUAUAGAUAUGUAAACGACGCCAUGUAUGUAUGUAUAUGUAUGUAUCGUAAAUAAAACGUAUAUGGAUGGGUUUUAAAAUUGAAUCUCUUGAUCAAAAAAAUUCUUUCAAGCCUCCACAUAAGGUCUACGUAUAGUAUGUAUAUUAUCCCUAUUAGGCUCGUACAACUGUGAAUAACCGCGUGGGAAUUUAUCGGAUCGUACGGUUGCAUGCAGAGUGUACUGCAAACAUAGUGACAUUCGUGCAACGAACGGCUGAUCCGUAACGUGACUUGUAUGAAGUAUGAAAAAAUUUCGCAUAUUCGACGGAUCGUCUCAAUUUCUUAUCGUUUUCACGAAGUGAUGUUUCAUCAGACAUAUUUUAACGGGCUUGUUAAAA
Neodiprion virginianus is the source of this 2509-nucleotide messenger RNA. Its product is annotated as ras-related and estrogen-regulated growth inhibitor-like protein. NCBI's taxonomy places the organism in Eukaryota, Metazoa, Arthropoda, Insecta, Hymenoptera, Diprionidae. The transcript is spliced from 6 exons. Gene Ontology annotation, molecular function: GTPase activity; GTP binding. The coding region runs from base 1286 to 1984 and encodes 232 amino acids. The record is from RefSeq and is a predicted model, not a curated record.